Molecule: messenger RNA, 2712 nt
Organism: Harmonia axyridis
Lineage: Eukaryota; Metazoa; Arthropoda; Insecta; Coleoptera; Coccinellidae
Gene: Ir8a
Product: ionotropic receptor 25a
Exons: 13
Coding region: 1-2637 (878 amino acids)
Biological process (GO): monoatomic ion transport; modulation of chemical synaptic transmission; synaptic transmission, glutamatergic
Cellular component (GO): plasma membrane; postsynaptic membrane
Molecular function (GO): transmitter-gated monoatomic ion channel activity involved in regulation of postsynaptic membrane potential; glutamate-gated receptor activity
Source: RefSeq, a predicted model, not a curated record
AUGGUAGACCGGAGACUUUUCAAUUCACCUGUUACACCUCCAAGAGUAUUACUCAGAGAAGAUGAUCAAUCAGAAAUCAUAGAUUGGAUCGAAAAUGCUUUAGGAGACCUGAAGACUCCACAAAUUUCCUUUGAAUAUUCUACUAUUCAAGUAGCAGACAAAGAUGAAGAUGAUACUAUAAGAUCGGAAGUUUGUGGUGUGCUGUCGAAUAAUAUAUCAUUGAUCUUGGACAUAACAUGGUCCGGAAUGAGUAAUAUUGAAGCUCUAUCGAAAAAACUCAAUGUUCCUUAUCUAAGAUUGGACCUUUCUUUGAAUCCUUUUCUAGUUCUACUGGACGAAUACCUAGAUUUUCGAAAUUCUACAGAUGUAGUCUUAAUUUUCGAAGAUAAGACAUAUUUAGAUCAAUUAUUAUUCUCCUGGAUAGACACCAAAAGAAUGAGAUUAGUGGUAUCGGAAAAAUUGGAUUCAACUGUGGCGAAGAAAUUGAAGAAGAUACGACCAAUACCAAAUAGUUUUGCUCUGGUUGCUGAUACUCCAAACAUGAUACAACUAUUUCGAAAGGCCUCUGAUGAAGGUUUGGUCUCAUUGCCAGAACGCUGGAAUCUAGUAUUCACAGAUUUCGAACACAAGAAUUUCGAUAGGACCCUGAUAUAUGGGAAGCCAAUCAAUUUGCUCACUCUAGACGAAAAAGUUUGUUGCAGUCUUAUCACCACGACCUCAAGUUUUACUUGUCCCAGAACUUUCAACCUGCAGAAAAAAUUUCUUGAGGGUAUCCUCGAAGAGAUCCAACAAGUGUUUUUGAAACUGAAGAACGAAGGUUAUCAGGUUAGUGACAGUGUUGAGUGUGAAGAAGGUUUUUUCAACCAAGACCUGAGUAGAAAGUUUGACAAGUUGAUCCAUGAUGUUCUGAAGAAUAGCGAUAGGUUUUUUGAAGACAGAGGGAUGAUAAGAGUGAAAAUUAGAGGAAACGUAGAGGUCGGUACAAAAAUGUCUUCUGAGGUAGUGGCUUCUUUUAAUGAUGAUGACGGUAUAAGGAUUGCUGCAGGAAAGACUGUCAAAUCUGUCAGACCUUACUACAGGAUUGGCAUAACACAUGCGUUGCCAUGGUCUUACAAGGAAGCUGACGAUGAUGGCAAUUAUUUCUGGACAGGAUACUGUGUGGACUUUGCAUACAAAUUGGCACAUGAUAUGCAGUUUGAUUUUGAAUUCGUUGAACCUAUAGAGGGUACAUUCGGAGAAAAAGUGAAUGGAAAAUGGAAUGGGGUAGUCGGAGAUCUAUACAGAGGAGAAACAGAUAUGGCAAUCACCGCUUUGAUCAUGACUGCUGAUAGAGAAGAAGUGAUUGAUUUUAUUCCACCCUACUAUGAACAAACAGGAAUUUCCAUAGUAAUGAGAAAGCCUGAUCGAAAAACAUCCUUAUUCAAAUUCAUGACUGUUCUCAAACUAGAGGUAUGGCUGAGCAUAGUUGGUGCAUUGAUAGUGACUGGAUUCAUGCUAUGGUUUGUUGAUAAAUAUUCGCCAUACAGUGCUAGAAACAAUAAAAAAGCAUAUCCAUACCCAUGCAGAGAAUUCACGUUGAAAGAAAGCUUUUGGUUCGCUUUGACGUCUUUCACACCCCAAGGUGGUGGUGAAGCACCCAAAUCACUUUCAGGAAGAACAUUGGUUGCUGCCUACUGGCUGUUUGUAGUACUUAUGCUAGCCACUUUCACAGCAAACUUAGCAGCCUUUUUGACGGUGGAGCGCAUGCAAACCCCUGUUCAGUCUUUGGAACAACUCUCUCGCCAAUCACGUAUAAAUUACACUGUUGUGAAAGAAUCAGAUACACAUAAAUAUUUUAUUAAUAUGAAACAUGCUGAAGACACUUUAUAUAGAAUGUGGAAGGAAUUGACUCUGAACUCCUCCACUGACGAUUCACAAUACCGUGUAUGGGAUUAUCCCAUAAGAGAACAGUAUGGUCACAUUUUGAUAGCUAUAAACGAUUCAAAUCCAGUGUCAAACGCUUCUGAAGGCUUCAGACUGGUGAAUGAACACAUGGAUGGUGAUUUUGCAUUCAUCCACGACUCGUCUGAGAUCAAAUACGAGAUCAGCAGGAAUUGCAAUCUGACAGAGGUGGGAGAGGUUUUUGCUGAGAAACCCUAUGCUGUAGCCGUACAACAGGGGAGUCAUAUUCAAGAUGAUUUGAGUAGAGCAAUUCUCAAUCUGCAAACCAAUAGGUUCUUUGAAGUACUUCAAGCCAAGUACUGGAAUCAUUCUAUGAAAGGAGAUUGUCCUAAUGCUGAUGACAACGAAGGGAUUACCCUAGAAAGUUUAGGAGGAGUAUUCAUUGCAACGUUAUUUGGUCUGGUUCUAGCAAUGCUAACACUUGUUGGUGAGGUGAUAUACUACAGGAAUAAAAGAAAGAAGAGUGAAGAAGUGAAGAGCCUGCAAAUCAAACCAUCACCUAAUAAUACUAAUAAGGAAACAUUCAAUAACAAUAUCAAACUGAUACAUCCAGAAACUAUUACAAUUGGAAAGGAGUUCAAACCGUUGAAUUACAAUAUUCUAGAUUCUGAUUUGAUAAAACCUCCAAAGAUGCUAUAUCCACGAUCAAGAAAUCGGGUACAUCAAUCUAAUCUGAAGAAUAUUAUUGGAGAAUAAAAUAUUAGACAAGUUUGAUUCAGAUGAAAUAAACAACUAAAAAAUUUGUUUUAAUUUGAGAAAUUAUUUGAGAUA